AUGGCGGCCAAUUUUGUUAUUUUUGUAUCAAAAAUGAGGGCAGUCAACUGGUCAAUGACAAAUAUGUCUGAAUUUGCUAUUUAUUUCACGGAGAACAAGUAAAACGAGGUCUUCCACCAGUUGUUUAAUGGUUUUCAACUUUCUGUCAUUACGUUUUCUCCAUGAAACUACGCCUGAAGUAGCACAAGCAUUAAAGAAAGGCUGCCAAAAUUUGUUGAGCAAUGGUUCAGUUGUCCGUAAAAUAGAAAAUCUUGGGCAAAGAGAACUUCCUUACUACAUGCGUGCACACAAUACCAUUCACAAAGAAGGACAUUAUUUUCUGUUAAACUUCGAUUCUCCUGUUGAGUCUUUGAAGCCAAUCAAACAAGGAUUUAAAGAGCACAGAGAUGUUGUCAGAGCUGGCUUAGAAAGAACUGAUCAAGUAUUACAAAAACCUUGUCUUGAUGGACCAUGUCAGUUUGGUGAAAUUCCAGACCCUUUACACGAAAAGCGUAUUUAUAGACAAAAAGUGACCAAGAGAUUGGCAAAAACAUAUGGAAAAUUCUCAUUAAAUCUUAAGUGGAAAUAAAUGUAAAUAAAUUGGA
Mytilus trossulus (common blue mussel) is the source of this 584-nucleotide messenger RNA. Its product is annotated as small ribosomal subunit protein bS6m-like. The coding region runs from base 128 to 568 and encodes 146 amino acids. Gene Ontology annotation, cellular component: mitochondrial small ribosomal subunit; ribosome. The transcript is spliced from 3 exons. Gene Ontology annotation, molecular function: structural constituent of ribosome; small ribosomal subunit rRNA binding. Gene Ontology annotation, biological process: translation. The record is from RefSeq and is a predicted model, not a curated record. Lineage: Eukaryota; Metazoa; Mollusca; Bivalvia; Mytilida; Mytilidae.